Penicillium crustosum is the source of this 1995-nucleotide messenger RNA. RefSeq names its product UV-endonuclease UVE-1. The coding region runs from base 1 to 1995 and encodes 664 amino acids. Lineage: Eukaryota; Fungi; Ascomycota; Eurotiomycetes; Eurotiales; Aspergillaceae. The record is from RefSeq and is a predicted model, not a curated record. Gene Ontology annotation, cellular component: nucleus; mitochondrion. The transcript has 3 exons. Gene Ontology annotation, molecular function: endonuclease activity. Gene Ontology annotation, biological process: nucleotide-excision repair; response to UV; mitochondrial DNA repair.
AUGGGUCGAUCUUUUCCUCGACUGCUGCAGGGUCUGUCUAUCCGUGUCAAUUCCUUGGAAGCUACUCAACAGGGUCGACAUACGUCAUUGAGUAUCCCUGAAUUCGUGCCCGUGGCGAGAACCAGAUCACUCGCCCCAAUCCAUAAUGCCCAUCAUGCGGCUCACUGCGCUCUCCGCUUCUCGUCCUUCCCGUCUAAAAUUGUUGCGCAUCCCCUUAACAUAGCGAGGUCUACAUCAUCACGUGCAUAUUCACAAGGUCCUGGCCGAAAAUCCAGCGCUCGGGAUCUAGAAGACAUGGUCAGGGCGACUGAGACGCCUGGGCCUGAGGCGAAGCCGGCGGAUAUCCUUAAUGGAGAUAUACCCUUACCUGCUGGUCAGGCAGAGGCUGCAUUGGACCCAGAGUCAGAUGAGGACAUCCCUGUUGAUGUGGAAGAGCUAAAAGAGGCACUCGGCCGACCACCUCCGGUGAAUAGUAGUUACCUUCCUCUUCCCUGGAAAGGCCGAUUAGGAUAUGCUUGUCUAAACACGUACCUUCGCUAUUCAACCCCUUCCGUAUUCUGUUCUCGAACAUGUCGAAUCGCCUCUAUACUCGAAAAUCGGCACCCACUCCAAGAUCCCAAUGAGCCCACACACCCGAUUAAGAAUCGUCCAGACCGCGACCAACCAGCCGAUAUUGCACGCGGACAAGCCUUCGUUGAAGGGUUGGCAUUGGCGAAUGUGCGAGAUUUGGUGAAAAUUAUUCGGUGGAACGACAAAUAUGGCAUUAAGUUCAUGCGACUCAGCAGUGAGAUGUUCCCAUUUGCCAGUCACAAAGAAUAUGGCUAUAAGCUGGCGCCGUUCGCCUCGGAGGCGCUGGCAGAUGUAGGGCAUGUGGUUGCAGAACUUGGACACCGAGUGUCGGUUCACCCUGGCCAAUUCACUCAAUUUGGAUCACCGAGGAAAGAAGUCAUCGAAAACUCCGACCGCGACGCGGUCAUGAUCCUUCAUAUGGGUGGAGUGUUUGGUGAUAAGGCCGCCACACUAGAUCGGUUCCGAGCGAACUAUGCUAUGUUGUCACAGGACAUCAAAAACCGGUUGGUUUUGGAGAAUGACGACGUGAGCUGGUCUGUUCAUGAUCUACUGCCUAUUUGUGAGGAGCUCAACAUCCCUCUUGUUCUCGACUAUCACCACCAUAAUAUCAUUUUUGACGCCAAUGAGGUCCGAGAAGGAACCGAGGACAUAAUCCCUCUCUACGAGCGUAUAUCAGCAACAUGGUCCCGGAAGAAUAUCACUCAAAAGAUGCAUUACUCCGAACAAACUUCACCUGCCAUCACCCCACGCCAACGGCGCAAACACAGUUCUCGAGUUACUACUUUGCCCCCUUGUCCGCCUACCAUGGACUUGAUGAUUGAGGCCAAGGACAAAGAACAAGCCGUAUUUGAGUUGAUGAGAAACUUCAAACUCCCCGGCUACAAUCUUGUGAACGAAAUUAUACCCUUCAUGCGCCUUGACGAAAACCAACCAUUCAAACCACCCAAAAAAUCCAAGAAGAACGGGGGCUUCGUGGACCUCGAAGGCUCAAUACCACCGCCUCGCACCAUCCCAGACGAAGAAGUCGGAAUGGGUGGACCGGAUGGUCGAGUCUACUGGCCCGAGGGCAUGGAAGAAUGGCUCCGACCGGCAAAGAAAAUCGUGAAGCCUAAAGCUACACCAAGUCCCAAGAAAAACGCCACCAAAAAGGGCAAGAUUGAGUCUAUCGCAGGCGAUGCUCCCCUAGAUACACCCAUCAAGAUAGAAACGCCAGUAAAGAAACCCGCCCGGGCCACGAAACGCACGCCUCCUAUGAGCAGGUCUCGGAAGCGCAAGGCUCCAGUGAUUGAGUCCACCUCAGAGUCUGAAGAGACUACAAACACAGAAGAGAUUUCAGCGGAACUCGAUAGUUCUCCGGCUUCGAUGUUACUUUCUCGACGAAGUUCACGUGCGAAGAAAGUGAACUACACCGAGGACAGUGCAUAA